Molecule: messenger RNA, 2658 nt
Organism: Gasterosteus aculeatus aculeatus (three-spined stickleback)
Lineage: Eukaryota; Metazoa; Chordata; Actinopteri; Perciformes; Gasterosteidae
Gene: vamp8
Product: vesicle-associated membrane protein 8 (endobrevin)
Biological process (GO): vesicle-mediated transport
Cellular component (GO): membrane
Source: RefSeq, a predicted model, not a curated record
UCUGAAGGAAGAAAAAAGAAAUAGAAAACCAGGAAGUUAAACGGACGAGGAAACGCACCCGCGGUGCCGCAGCGCCUCAAGUCCGUUAAAAAGCUUAUUUAUUUAUUUAAAUAACAGUCUCAACUCAAAGGGAAGAAUAUCCAUCAGAAGUGGUCGACGGGCUUUGUUUCCAACACGAUGGAUUUCGAUCCGGAGCGGGGAGGAGAGGCGGCUGAGCCACAGGACAAGGUGCAGCACUUGAAGGAACAGGUGGAUGGAGUCAAGAACAUCAUGACGCAGAAUGUGGACCGGAUCCUGGCCCGAGGGGAGAGACUGGAUGACCUGAUGGGCAAGUCGGAGGACCUGCAAGCUGGGGCUCAGCACUUCAAGCAGACGUCUCAGAAGGUGGCUCGCACCUACUGGUGGAAGAACGUGAAGAUGGUGGUGGUCAUCGUGGUGAUCGUCCUGGUCAUCGUCCUCAUCAUCAUCCUGCUGGCCACCGGAGUGAUUCCUAUCAGCACCCCCGUGCCGCCUAUAGUCAACCCCACCACCAAGCCAUGAACCCAUAAACACACACCGGUACAAAUAACCUAAACACAAUCCUAAACAAACAGUUUGGUAAUGCACAGUAUGUAAAGUAAAGUAAUAUAAUUAAUAAUAAGUAGUUUCCUCAGGUUACCCUCGUGCCUUUAUUGGACCUCAAGGACCAAGGAACUUUAAUGGCACAUUGUAGCUUUUGAAACCCUCUUAGAAUAGAAUCCCAUUGUAGCAAUAUUUGAAUUAGUGGGAAAUCAAACACGGGUGUCUGGAGGUGUGGCGUCUUUGUGUGAAAGCGGCACAAACACAGUUCCUGUUCUCAAAGGACGCUGCUGUCCAGCCGCUCUCUUUGUUUCACUGCUCCACCACCAACGCUGAUUUCAUCCUGUCAAGGAGAAAGUCACUUUAAUGUGUGCGUGGAAGCAAAUGAUGAACGUGGAUUUCUCCAGUCUCUUACUAGGUAUUCUUUUGGUCUCGAAUGUUAUCACUUAAGCACACCUUUUUUCACGAGGAGCCGCUACCAUUGUUCGAAAGAUGAAUAAUGCAGGAAAUCGGGAAACGUCUUCUCGCUGACAAUUUUAGGUCACACUAUAUUUGAGAACAGCGCUGAAUUGUCUGUUACCAUUUGUGGGCGUCGUCUCUUUUCAAAAGAACUUCCAAUAUAUUUGUAAUCAGACAUCUCGAAAAAAUAAUUCUCCAUAGGCAUUCUUUUAAAUUAUUUUCAGACGUGUUUUUGAAUGUGUACUGCUUCUUUGGUUCUUUUGGAAAUAUUGUAAUUUGCUCCUUAUUUGUGUGGAGGGCUGUGUUUUAGGGGACAGUACACAGUCAACGCUUAUCAAACCGUAGUGAACUGUGUUGAGUCUGAAUGCUGUAAACCAGAGUGCAUCUUCAAUUGUUUGUCAGAUCUUGAUUCAUGUUAUAAAACAUAACUGAUGACGGGAUGUGAACUUUGUAAACACCCAACAUUUGCAGUUGUGCGUUUUCCACCCAUCUGCACUCUGCAGCGACAUCCGCCUUUUUAACAGAUUGCAUUUCCCCAACUGCACUUAAACCCCGAUGCUUCGCAGUUUAAGUGCAGGACUUUGUGUACUCUAGAGUUCUGUUCCCACACUUCUAGUUUUUGGAGGAUCAGGCACCUGCAGCCUACCAGCUGGGAGAUCAACGUACCCCCCCCUUCGUGCUCCCCCCUGCUGGGUCCGCGUCAUCCAGUAGACUCCCACAGUGCCGAGCUUCCCUCUACGCCCACUAUCAAGUGUAAAUAGUCAAAGUCUCACCGUUCUAUAUAUAUAUAUAUAUAUAUAUAUUCUCGUCUGCCUCUGACUGAUGCGUUAACUGUUCUUUUAGAGGCUAUUUAUUUAAUGCUUUGUUUCUUUUUUUUAAUCAAAAGUGAACCAAUGAAGGCUGUAUGCGAUUUCUAUAAAAAUGGUUACUACAGAAUGAUUGAUCAUAAAGUGGUAGAGCGCAACGGCUCCUAUGUUAAUCCUUUUCUGUCUGUAGGUCUAAAGAUGAGGCUGUUAGUUGUGUUUUUAGCAUGACUCUGGGGGGCAGAAGCUGGAUUCUCUUUACCUGUUGCUCCACCAUCACGUUGCUCAUCACACAGGCUGCAGCCGGAGUCUUCAACUGGCAAUAUACACAUUCCCUAAAUAGAUGAACAACCGGCCUCCUGCUCAGCUUGUGCCAUGUGCAUGAAUGUUUUGAUCAAUGGUUUUAAUGGUUUAAUUAGAAAUAAAUAGUAUGUUCGCUCUACGUUGUUGUCCUCUCAUUUGCGGUUUGUUAAAGAGCCGCAAGGUGGCGUUACUGUGUUGUCAUCAACAAAGAAUAAUGAGAGAACCAGAUUCUGGAAAUGGUCCUUUUUUGGUCUUUGGUAAUUAUUCAUUUCGGAUUUUUUUUCUAUGUUGGAGAAAACCCCACGACAGGGAACCUCUGGUAUGUUUUUCCUUCUAGGUUUGAAACAAAACAAAAAACUCCAAGAACUGUCACAGAAAAAUGUAUAAAAGUCACCUUGACAUUUCCUUCUGGAUGGAAGUGAUCACACCAACCAAAGGCCAUCCACAGAAACCUCUUUGUUAAAAGCCUUUGUCAGGAUAUCUGGAAUGUUCUUGUGUUCAUUAAUAUAUACAUUAAAGAUCAGUUGAAACGUUA